Molecule: messenger RNA, 426 nt
Organism: Rangifer tarandus platyrhynchus (Svalbard reindeer)
Lineage: Eukaryota; Metazoa; Chordata; Mammalia; Artiodactyla; Cervidae
Source: the annotation of a GenBank genome assembly
AUGGGUGGGUGGGUGAGUCGACACUUUCUGUUUUCUUCUAUAUUGUCUGUUGAGUGUCUGGACCUGUGCUGGGCAUGUCCUACUUGUCAGGACAUGGUUAUCAUUGUCCAAAUGCCUCACAGGGAUUGUACAUUACACUUAAUGGAAACGAAUAUGUCAUCGGCCCCUGGCAGGCUUUUAGGUGUUAUGGUUGAAGACUGGGAGAUUCACUCCAUGGUGCCAGUGCCAUGCCUUGGUCAUAGUUGGCACUCAGCAUUGAGUGACCUUCACUACAGUGGGGGAUCUGAGGGAGAGGGUGUGGGGUCCCUUUGGACAAGGUGUUCAGGGAUGGCUUCCAAGUCAAGUGACAUUAUUGUAUCAGAAAUGUAUGACAUGAAAGAUCCAAACAUGCAGAGAUUUGGGAGAGAAGUAAUGGGCGCAGGAUGA